Messenger RNA from Diaporthe citri, 606 nucleotides. RefSeq lists its product as uncharacterized. The transcript has 2 exons. The record is from RefSeq and is a predicted model, not a curated record. The coding region runs from base 1 to 606 and encodes 201 amino acids. Lineage: Eukaryota; Fungi; Ascomycota; Sordariomycetes; Diaporthales; Diaporthaceae.
AUGUCAGGAGCAAAUAGCACAGCGUCUGUUCUUGGGGCACAAUGGACGAACCCAAGCGAGGUAACGACGGUCUUGAUGAUGAUCGGAGGGGAUGUCGUCCAGAAAGCACUCGCGCAAACGACUGGAUGCUGGUACACCCCAGUGUGCUUCUCAUUUGGAUGGGUUCCAUACUCGUUCACUGCUCUCAUCAGUGUCCUCGGUGACGGAAGACUCCUACCAGAGCCUGAUGUAGUAGGAUGCAAGGUUAUCAACCUUAACAGUGGAUAUGCCAGGGACAACAAGAACUGGGUGAUUGGGCGUCUGCUCCGCGACAGUGAGGCACGCGUGCAACGACUGAAACCACCAGGCAAUGAAGCCAUUCGAAUCUCGAUCUGGGAGGCUGUUGAGAACACCAACAAUCCCACGGAGCAUCGGUACUGGUCUAUCCACGUCUGGGGUCUACUAUUCAUGACUCUUCAGCUCGGUCUGGCUAUUGUCCCCUUGCGUCUGUAUGGGGAUUGGGGCAUCCUGCUGAUAACGGGCGUCGGGACCAUCCUCAGCAUGAUGAUGGGCGCCCUUCCUCAAUGGACCGCAGAAAAGCUGCCGAAUCGACAACAUUCGAAGUAA